Molecule: messenger RNA, 3804 nt
Organism: Leptidea sinapis
Lineage: Eukaryota; Metazoa; Arthropoda; Insecta; Lepidoptera; Pieridae
Gene: CDC50
Product: cell cycle control protein 50A
Exons: 9
Coding region: 220-1296 (358 amino acids)
Cellular component (GO): endoplasmic reticulum; plasma membrane; Golgi apparatus
Source: RefSeq, a predicted model, not a curated record
AAAACUAUAAAAUGGACAAAAUUCUGAUUCCUGACAACAGAAUUCAGGUUUCUGAUUUUCGGUAUAUGUGUGUGGUUUUUGUGCUUUUAAUUUAUAUUACAUUUAUGUAUAUUCUUUGGAAUCAAUAUUGGUAAUUCGUUUUUACAAUAUUGAUUUUAAUUACAUGUUUAAAUGUUUGCAUUACUAAUUGCCUCACCCUGAUUACAAAAUAAUAAUAUAAUGGCGACUUCAAGUGAUACUUCUGACCAAAAUGUGAAGUCUCGACGACCUGCUGAAUCUGCUUUUAAACAGCAGCGCCUUCCUGCUUGGCAACCUAUUCUUACAGCAGGCACAGUUCUUCCUACAUUUUUUGUAAUUGGAAUUGCCUUUAUACCCGUUGGAAUUGGAUUGCUAUAUUUUUCUGAUGAGGUUAAGGAAUAUGUAAUAGAUUAUACACACUGCAUGAAGGAAGAUGAAAACAUUACAUGUGCUGAAUAUAUUAAGCCAAACAACAUGGAUCCUUGUAUAUGCAGAAUAAAUUUCAAUUUGACUGAAGAUUUCCUUGGUGAUGUCUAUUUCUACUAUGGACUCAGCAAUUAUUAUCAAAAUCAUCGGCGAUAUGUGAAGUCACGGGAUGAUAAUCAACUUUUGGGUCGUCUGUCUCUUACUCCAUCAACAGACUGCGAGCCAUUUUCCUAUGCCGAAGAGGAUGGAAAGAUGAAGCCUGUGGCACCCUGUGGUGCUAUUGCUAACUCAAUGUUCAAUGAUACGUUGACAGUGAACUCGCAAGAUCUAAAAGUGAAUGUCCCUGUAUUGAAGACCGGCAUUGCAUGGACCUCCGAUAAAAAGAUUAAGUUUAGGAAUCCACCUGGCGACCUCAAGACAGCAUUCGCAAACUACACCAAACCCGUAAAUUGGAGGAAGUCUGUUUGGGAAUUGGAUACCAACCCGGACAAUAAUGGAUUUCAGAAUGAAGAUCUGAUAGUGUGGAUGCGUACAGCGGCCCUGCCGACCUUCCGCAAGCUGUACCGGCGAGUAGACCACACAGAGGUUGGCUUCAGCACCGGCUUGUCUAACGGACCCUACACACUUAUCGUGGAAUAUAAUUACCCAGUGACAGACUUCGACGGCACAAAAUCAUUCAUUAUCUCCACGACAUCUCUCCUGGGAGGCAAGAACCCAUUCCUGGGUGUUGCUUACGUGGUGGUCGGGACGCUGUGUCUGCUGCUGGGUAUUGUCUUGCUCGUCAUACAUCUCAGAUGCUCCAAGAGUACUACCGAGAUGAUCAACGUAAACCCACGCACUCCGUACUCGUAAGAAGCUGACCUCACGAAAGUUUUACCAAAAUUACUAAUCAUUUAUUGACAUGUUUUUAGUCUAUUUAUCUUUAAAUGCUUUUAAUCCUCUAUUUAAGAUUCUAAAACAGUUAGCUUAUUGCCAACAUUAAAACACCCAGUGUCCUAAUAACUUGGAUUGGAUUGGAUGAUCCAAACGACUGUUGUAAUGAAAUUCAGUACAACAUUACAACACUCUUGGAUGAUGUAAUGGUUACUAGGACUGGCUUUUUUAUUGUUAGCAGUAAGCUAACUGUUUUAGUAUCUUUUAUAGGGGAUUCAUAUUAUGGGUAUAGAUAAAGUCUUGUAUGCAACUGUUUAUAAUUAGGUAUUAAAACACAUAAUAAUAUCAUAAAUGAUAAUACGUGAUAAUAUUAUCAUAAACCCACAUUCGUGUUUUAAUACCUCUUAUUACACAACAGUUGCAUAAAUAACUAUUAAAAUGCUUCUUAGAUCGAUGUUAGAAGCGGCCUAACAUGACAUAGAUUAAAUAUUAUACUAAUGUACGAUGAAGCGAGCAUCUUUAUGGUCAUGAGAUCUGUAGAGGCGAUUUUUUCGCAAAAUGCACUUUGCGCCUAUUGAUAGGUAGUAAUUAUCACGCUAUUUACACAUAUAUUAUAAUGAAGAACAAUUUACUUUUAAUUAGUAAUAUAAAUUUGUCGUAGUCUUUUAUCAAUAAUUUAAUAAUCGAAGAGAGUAGUAAGGCAAAUAUUAAUAUUUUAACACAAGUUAACAUAUGUCUGAGUAAGCAAGAAAAUUCUAUAAAAGAACUGUUCUAUACGUGAUAAAAAAUAAACUAGAAUCGCUUUUUUAUUCUCAUUUCUGAAGCCGUUUCAAAGUUUCAAAAUGUUUAAAAUAUCUGAAUUAACGUAACUGUGAGGAGAUUAUGGCUAUUAUUAAAUUAAUAUAAAAGCUUAAGUAAUUGAUGUUGUACUUAUAAUGUGUAGUUUUAUUUGUUGAGACUUAAUACAAACUUUAAAUCAAAUCACAUUACAUACUUUUAAUAUCUUCACUAAGAGAAAAUACCUCACGGGAAGGUGACGUUACCAAUUCCGGCUUGAAGGACCAAAAGAAGUUGAGGUUGAAAUAAUAAAUAUUUAAUAAUAUUUUACCUUUGUGUUUAAUUGUAAAGUAUUUAAUUGUGCAGUAUUAUGAAUAAUUUCGUGUCUUAUUUUGUUAUGAGUGAGUUUAAGUCGUUGGUUUCGUGUUAAUAUUUGUUAUUGUUUUAGAUGUAUUGUUUACUAAACAUAAGGGCUUAUAUUAUACAAAUCUUAUCGUAACUAAAAGUUUUUUUAUUUUAUUGUUAUUAAAAUCGUUGCACUUCGACCAAUGACGGUAUUGUAUACUGUGUUACCAACCAAUACCAUUUACGCAUCGAAUAUUGAGAGCACUAUUGUCCAAACUCUUGGUGCCAUUCGUUGGUUCAUUCAUAUGUCACUUCUUGUUCCAUGAAAAUAGUUGGGCUACUAGAUCCAAUUAAUAAGAAAAGUAGCACACAUAGCGGUAUGGAUAAAUAGGAAUGAUUUAAAUGUGAUAAACCAAAGUGCAUUGACUUUUUACAUUUUUGUUUAAAAAUAUUUUUUUUCCGUCAGUGCAUGCGCUCGGAAUUUGAUUUUUAAAUUUUCGGUCCCUCACUGCAGACUUUGUCACAUUGAAACAUGAUACGAAAUUACAACGGGCUACGAUGCACGGAGCUUGAUGUGGAUUUUUGUAUUGUCUGUAUAAUUAAUAAACACGAAGUUACUUCAAAUUUAAAACUUUUUGUCUUAAUCUUACCUUUUUUUUAUGACACUAAGGGACGAGAGCAGGACGUACAGCUGAUGGUAAUUGAUAUGCCCUGCCCAUUUUGAUAGGCACUACAAUUGCGCUCGCCUCCUUGAGACAUGAGACGUUAUGUCUCGUUUGCAAUGCAGUAAUUUCACUUUACGUUUGUGACUACAGAAUUACAUGACAGGGAGAAGUAAUUUUAAACUUGGAGUAACUUUACAUCGCGUUUAUUAAUAAGGUAGAAUGAGUUGAAUUUCGAAGAUAGCAGUUUGACAGUCAAAUGCAGUUUGAAUCUCAAUUGUAACAGUGGUUUUAUUCUUUAUCUCGAAUAAGAUUGCACUAAGAAUGGCGAUAAAAUUGUAAUAAAUUGAUAUGACAAUUAUCAAAUUUAAUAACAUUUCGUGAUAACUAUCAUACUCCAGUUAAAGCUGAUAUCUAGCAGGAAGUAUCUAAAAUAAACAAGAUUCCCUUUUUAUUAAGGAAGUAUCUAGAUAAGUUGUAAGCUCUUAAUUCUGUAAUGUCAUAUUUGACUUUUGAGUGUGACAAUUGAAGUUGAUACCCAAAAUGGCGGGAGAAAGUAAGUUUGAUUGUUGUAGUUUUAAUUCAUAUGAGAUUUGUCUAUUUAUCUAUCUUAAAUGCACUAAUAAUUUUUAUUUAUUAUCACUAUUAUGGUAGAAUUCUUAAAUGUUAGUUCACAUUAAUAAACAAUAAAUAAAAUGUAAAA